Molecule: messenger RNA, 6538 nt
Organism: Culicoides brevitarsis
Lineage: Eukaryota; Metazoa; Arthropoda; Insecta; Diptera; Ceratopogonidae
Gene: ck
Product: myosin-VIIa
Exons: 13
Coding region: 1-6513 (2170 amino acids)
Cellular component (GO): cytoskeleton; myosin complex
Molecular function (GO): ATP binding; cytoskeletal motor activity; protein binding
Source: RefSeq, a predicted model, not a curated record
AUGGUUAUAGUUACACGGGGUGACUAUAUUUGGAUUGAGCCAAUUUCGGGCCAGGAAUUCGAUGUUGCCAUCGGAGCCAAAGUUAUAUCAGCCGAAGGGAAGCGCAUCCAAGUACGUGAUGACGAUGGAAACACCAUCUGGCUCUCGGCUGAACGUCGAAUCAAGGCCAUGCACGCGUCAUCCGUUCAAGGUGUCGAAGAUAUGAUAUCGCUCGGUGACUUGCACGAAGCCGGCAUCCUACGAAAUCUUCUAAUUCGUUAUCAGGAGAACUUAAUUUAUACUUACACGGGUUCAAUUUUAGUCGCCGUAAACCCAUAUCAAGUACUUCCCAUUUACACGUCGGACCAGAUAAAGCUCUACAAAGAGCGCAAAAUUGGCGAAUUACCUCCCCACAUCUUUGCGAUCGGUGACAAUUGUUACGCGCACAUGAAACGCUUCAAGCAGGAUCAGUGCAUUGUGAUAUCCGGGGAAUCGGGUGCCGGCAAGACUGAGAGCACAAAAUUAAUUCUGCAGUAUUUAGCAGCAAUCAGUGGCAAACACUCCUGGAUUGAACAGCAAAUUUUGGAAGCUAAUCCCAUUUUGGAGGCAUUUGGUAAUGCGAAAACCAUUCGGAACGACAAUUCUUCCCGUUUUGGCAAAUACAUCGAUAUCCAUUUCAAUGUGAACGGCGUCAUCGAAGGUGCCAAAAUCGAACAAUAUUUACUCGAAAAGUCGCGAAUUGUCUCGCAGAACAAGGAAGAACGGAAUUAUCACAUUUUUUAUUGUCUCCUUGCCGGAUUGUCAAAUGAGGAGAAAAAAUUACUGCAUUUAACAACUGCUGGCGACUACAGAUACCUCAGCAGUGGUGGUUGCAUUUCGUGUGAGGGACGAAAUGAUGCUUCGGAAUUCGCUGAUAUCCGAUCUGCCAUGAAAGUUUUGUGCUUUUCGGAUCAAGAAAUUUGGGAGAUUUUUAAAUUACUUGCUGCCUUGCUGCAUACCGGGAACAUCCAGUACAAGGCGAUUGUCGUGGAUAAUUUGGAUGCCACAGAAAUUACGGAGAAAAAUGCCGUGGAACGUGUUGCGAGCUUGAUUGAGGUGUCAGUUCAGUCACUUGUGAACGCCUUAACGCGAAAAACGCUGUUCGCCCAUGGCGAGGUCGUUGUUUCGACUUUGAGUCGCGAUCAGUCGGUCGACAUUCGAGAUGCUUUUGUCAAAGGCAUUUAUGGACGCAUGUUUGUGUUUAUCGUGAAAAAAAUUAAUGCAGCGAUUUACAAGCCAAAAACAUCCACACGAAGCGCUAUUGGAGUUCUCGAUAUUUUUGGCUUUGAAAAUUUCGAUAAUAACAGUUUUGAGCAAUUUUGCAUCAACUUUGCCAAUGAAAAUUUGCAACAAUUCUUCGUUCAGCACAUUUUCAAGCUGGAACAGGAGGAAUACAAUAACGAAGGAAUAAACUGGCAACAUAUCGAGUUUGUCGAUAAUCAAGACGCCUUGGACUUGAUUGCCAUCAAGCAGCUUAGUAUCAUGGCGCUGAUCGAUGAAGAAGCCAAAUUUCCCAAAGGAACGGACCAAACGAUGCUUGCCAAGUUACACAAAGCUCAUGGAACUCAUAGAAAUUAUUUGAAGCCCAAAAGUGACAUUAACACCUCUUUUGGCUUGAAUCACUUUGCGGGAAUCGUCUUUUAUGACACGAGAGGCUUUUUAGACAAAAAUCGCGAUACAUUUAGUGCGGAUUUGCUUCAGCUUAUUUCGUCGUCUCGUAAUCGCUUCUUGCAAACAGUUUUCGCGGAUGACAUUGGAAUGGGAGCUGAAACGAGAAAACGAACGCCGACACUGUCAGCGCAGUUUAAGAAGAGUUUGGAUUCGUUAAUGAGAACUCUUUCAUCUUGCCAGCCGUUUUUCAUUCGUUGCAUCAAGCCGAAUGAGGUUAAAAAGCCUGCAUUGUUCUGUCGCCAACUAUGUGCCCGUCAACUAAAGUACUCGGGAAUGAUGGAAACCAUUAGAAUUCGUCGUGCUGGCUAUCCAAUCAGACAUAAUUUCCGUGAUUUUGUCGAACGUUACAGAUUUUUGAUCAACGGAAUUCCGCCAGCACAUAAAGUCGAUUGUAAAAUGGCCACGUCGAAAAUUUGUGCCGUUAUCUUGGGACGAACUGACUAUCAAUUGGGACACACAAAGGUUUUCCUCAAAGAUGCCCAUGAUUUAUUCCUCGAACAGGAACGAGAUCGUGUUCUUACGCGAAAAAUUUUGAUUCUUCAACGGUCGAUCCGCGGUUGGGUCUAUCGACGUCGAUUCCUGCGAAUGAAAGCUGCCGCAAUUGUCAUUCAGACCACGUGGAAAGGCUACAGUCAACGCCGACGUUACAUGCGCAUGAAAUCCGGAUACAUGCGACUUCAGGCUCUCAUUCGUUCACGCGUUUUAAGCCAAAGAUUAAAACAUUUGCGUGGACACAUCGUCGGAUUGCAGUCCCACAUGCGUGGUUUCCUUGUGCGACGCGAAUACGGACACAAAAUGUGGGCCAUCGUGAAAAUUCAAUCGCACAUCCGCAAAGUUAUCGCGAUGCGGCGUUACAGAAAACUAAAAUUAGAAUAUCGACGACAUCAUGAAGCAUUGAAGAUGCGAAAAAUGGAGGAAGAUCAGCUGAAACGACAGGGUAACAAGCGCGCUCAAGAAAUUGCCGAGAAACAUUAUCUCGAUAGACUGAACGAAAUCGAGAGACGCGAGCACGAAAUUGAGCUGGAGGAACGUCGCAAGAUGGAACAGAAGAAAAAUAUUAUUAACGAUGCGGCACGGAAGCAGGACGAGCCCGUGGAUGAUCAGAAACUAGUCGAAGCGAUGUUUGACUUCUUGCCGGACUCAAGUAGUGAAGCUCCCACACCGUACGGCGGAAAAGGACCUUCGAUAUUCAACGACCUGCCAAAUGAUAAACACGAAACGGAGACAGUUGUCGACGACGGCAUCGGACUUUUCCAGCAAAUUUCCGAUGAUGACGAGGAUUUAUCGGAAUUUAAUUUCCAAAAAUUCGCCGUCACCUAUUUCCAGGGCAACGUAACUCAUUAUUAUUCGAGAAAAGCGUUAAAACAUCCUCUGUUGUCGUUGCAAGCGCAGGGAGAUCAACUAGCGGCACAGGCUUUAUGGAUAACCAUCUUGCGUUUCACGGGCGAUCUUCCAGAACCGAAAUUCCAUACAGGCGAACGCGAUAAUACGUCAGUCAUGUCGAAAGUUACUGCAACGCUAGGACGAAAUUUCAUCAAAAGCAAGGAAUUUCAAGAAGCUCAGCUGAUGGGAAUGGACACCGAGAGUUUCGUGAAACACAAGCCACGUUCAAUCCGUCACAAAUUAGUCUCGUUGACGUUAAAGAAGAAAAAUAAGCUCGGUGAUGAUGUUCGGCGUCGUCUUCAAGAAGAAGAAUAUACUGCCGAUAACUAUCAAUCUUGGCUGGAAUCGCGUCCGACAUCAAAUCUCGAAAAAUUACAUUUUAUCAUUGGACAUGGAAUUCUCCGUGCUGAACUUCGUGACGAAAUUUACUGUCAAAUUUGCAAACAGCUCACGAAUAAUCCCUCAAAGUCUUCGCAUGCACGUGGAUGGAUCCUUCUGUCGUUGUGUGUGGGAUGCUUUGCGCCUUCAGAAAAAUUUGUGAAAUAUUUGAGAUCGUUUAUUCGUGCCGGACCUCCUGGUUAUGCGCCAUAUUGCGAGGAUCGCUUACGGAGAACGUUCAAUAACGGCACGAGAAAUCAACCGCCGUCGUGGUUGGAGUUGCAAGCGACAAAAUCGAAGAAACCCAUAAUGUUGCCGAUCACUUUUAUGGAUGGAAAUACAAAAACGCUGCUGGCUGACUCGGCAACGACUGCUCGAGAGCUUUGUAAUCAGUUGUCGGAUAAAAUAAACUUGAAGGAUCAGUUUGGAUUUUCAUUGUACAUUGCGCUUUUUGAUAAAGUUUCGUCAUUGGGCAGUGGAGGUGAUCACGUAAUGGACGCAAUUUCACAAUGUGAACAAUACGCAAAGGAACAAGGUGCUCAAGAACGUAAUGCUCCAUGGAGACUCUUCUUCAGGAAAGAAAUUUUCGCUCCCUGGCAUGAUCCACUAGAAGAUGCCGUUGCUACAAAUUUAAUUUAUCAACAAGUUGUCCGAGGAGUCAAAUUCGGCGAAUAUCGUUGUGAUAAAGAAGAAGACUUAGCCACAAUCGCUGCUCAGCAGUAUUACAUUGAAUACAGUACUGACAUCUCCGUUGAAAAGCUCCGGAUGUUGCUGCCGAACUUUAUUCCCGAUUAUUGCUUGAACGGCAUCGAUGACGCUUUGGAGAGAUGGAAAACGCUAGUCUUAUCUGCUUACAAGAGGAGCUACUAUGUCAAGGAAAAAGUUCAGUCGUUGCGUGUGAAGGAAGAUGUAGUCAAUUAUGCCAAAUAUAAAUGGCCAUUAUUGUUCUCGAGGUUCUAUGAAGCUUAUAGAAAUUCUGGACCAAAUCUUCCUCAAAAUGACGUCAUAAUUGCCGUCAAUUGGACCGGCGUGUAUGUCGUCGAUGAUCAAGAGCAAGUUUUACUGGAAUUAUCGUUCCCGGAGAUCACAGCAGUGUCAAGUCAAAAAACGAACAAAGUUUUUACGCAAACAUUUAGUUUAUCGACCGUUAGAAAUGAGGAAUUUACGUUCCAAAGUCCCAAUGCUGAAGAUAUUCGUGAUUUAGUGGUGUUUUUCCUUGAAGGAUUAAAAAAGAGAUCAAAAUUCGUCAUUGCUCUUCAAGAUUAUCAAGCGCCAACAGAAUCGUCAAAUUUCUUAUCUUUCCUCAAAGGAGACCUUAUUAUUCUCGAGGAAGACAGCACCGGUGAGUCCGUUCUGAAUUCCCGUUGGUGCAUCGGUCGUUGCGAACGCACACAAGAUCGUGGUGAUUUUCCCGCAGAAACUGUCUAUGUCUUGCCAACGCUUUCGAAGCCGCCCAAUGAUAUCGUUGCCUUAUUUAACACGGACGAGGCUGAAUCGGGCAGGAAAUUGAAUGCCAGUAGCACGAUGAGUGUCAAUGAUUUAUCUGAACGACCGCAUACGUUGUUCGACUACGCCUUGGAUCAUUUCCGUGUACCGCCGAAGAGAACAGUCUCGAAAGCGCUUUCACUUCGAAGUGGCAGGGGUCAUGACGAGCUCUGGCGUCAUACGAGAGAACCGUUGAAACAGCCUUUGUUGAAGAAACUCGUAGCGAAGGAAGAAUUGGCAAAUGAAGCGUGUUUCGCUUUUACUUCUAUCAUGAAAUACAUGGGAGAUCUUCCAUCGAAACGGUCGAGGAUCGGAAGUGAGAUCACAGAUCAUAUCUUUGAUGCACCGCUGAAGCAUGAAAUUUUAAGAGACGAGAUUUAUUGUCAAAUUAUGCGACAAUUAACGGAUAACAAAAAUCGUCUCUCAGAAGAGCGUGGUUGGGAGCUCAUGUGGCUGGCAACUGGACUGUUCGCUUGUAGUCAAGGUCUGUUGAAAGAGUUAAUGCUCUUUUUACGAUCACGUCGUCAUCCGAUAUCACAAGAUUCGAUCCAUAGACUGCAGAAAACUCUUCGAAAUGGACAACGGAAAUAUCCUCCACAUCAAGUCGAAGUGGAAGCAAUUCAACACAAAACUACUCAAAUCUUCCAUAAAGUUUACUUCCCCGAUGACACCGACGAAGCUUUCGAAGUUGAUUCUUCGACGCGCGCCAAGGAUUUCUGCCACAACAUUUCGCACAGACUCAAUUUGAAGUCCAGUGAAGGCUUUAGUCUCUUCGUGAAGAUUGCCGAUAAAGUCAUUAGUGUGCCGGAGGGUGAUUUCUUCUUCGAUUUCGUGCGGCAUUUGACCGAUUGGAUUAAAAAGGCACGACCGCGUGACAUCUCGAGCAUCCAAUUCACGUAUCAAGUGUUCUUCAUGAAGAAAUUGUGGACAAAUACCGUUCCAGGCAAAGAUAGAAAUGCAGAUUUGAUCUUCCACUAUCAUCAGGAGUUGCCCAAAUUGUUGCGGGGGUAUCACAAGUGUACCAAAGAAGAAGCACUCAAGUUGGCUGCGCUUAUUUACAGAGUCAAAUUCGGCGAAAGCAAGCAGGAAUUGCAAGCGAUUCCACAAAUGCUUCGAGAGCUCUUACCGUCAGACCUUAUCAAGUUACAAAGUACAAAUGAUUGGAAACGUGCUAUUGUGUCAGUUUUCAAUCAUGAUGCCGGUCUAAGUCCUGAAGAUGCAAAAAUACAAUUUCUGAAAAUUGUCUACAGAUGGCCCACUUUUGGUUCCGCAUUCUUCGAGGUAAAGCAAACAACCGAACAAAAUUAUCCCGAAUAUCUGUUGAUAGCAAUUAACAAGCACGGUGUCAGUCUAAUUCAUCCCCAGUCGAAGGAAGUACUUGUCACUCAUCCAUUUACGAGAAUCUCUAACUGGUCAUCGGGCAACACGUAUUUCCACAUGACGAUCGGUAAUUUGGUGCGUGGAUCUAAAUUAUUGUGUGAAACAUCGCUCGGAUAUAAGAUGGAUGACUUACUUACUUCAUAUAUUUCGUUGAUGUUAACUAACAUGAAUCGUCAGAGAACUGUUCGAUUAAACUAAAAAAAAAGUUUCUGGUCCAAAAUCC